Messenger RNA from Choloepus didactylus (southern two-toed sloth), 5779 nucleotides. RefSeq names its product putative bifunctional UDP-N-acetylglucosamine transferase and deubiquitinase ALG13. NCBI's taxonomy places the organism in Eukaryota, Metazoa, Chordata, Mammalia, Pilosa, Megalonychidae. The transcript has 24 exons. Bases 1766 to 4507 code for a protein of 913 amino acids. Gene Ontology annotation, biological process: protein deubiquitination. The record is from RefSeq and is a predicted model, not a curated record. Gene Ontology annotation, molecular function: cysteine-type deubiquitinase activity.
UAUUACUUUUCUGAUCAUCUCUCUCCUUCUCCUGAUUUUCCUUUCCUCCAUUCCCUUCCUGAAUAUGAAGUAUAUGGUUUAGUAUUAAUGUUUUAUCUACAUUAUUUUUAGCUUAAAAAUAGAAAGGAAGAAUUUAUAUUUUUCUCUACAGUACAAAAUGCCAAAAAUGAAUUAACUUUUAAAUUGUAACCCCUAAUUAAUUUUUCUUGGUGAAUUAGUGGCCUUAAAGAAAGAUGGUGAUCCUUCCCCCCAAACCAUGUAUUUAAGAACUUUUGUGAAAGGAAUCACUUUCCCAGUGUUAUGGUUUCUUUAAAAAAGAAAUUAAUUAAGGUAGUUUGAAAUUGGUAUGUUAAGGGCUUAAGGCAGACUUUUAUUGCUUUGUCUACCAGUCCUAACUUAUUUCAUUCCUAAGUUAUAAAAUUGAUUUCCUAUAGCUGGCAUUCAUAAUUACUACUGGAUCUACAAAUACAAGAAUAGUUAUUUUGAAAACAGCUUAAUUUUGCAGCUUCUUCAAAGCCAGCUUUUGACCUAGAUUUAAAUUAUUCUAUCAACACUUACAGAAAGGAAUUGGAUUUUGGCAUUCAAAUAAAAAUGAGGAAGACAGUUGAUAGUGCAAUCAGGUAAUAUAAGUGUCCAGUUCUGUCACUUGUAUAAAAUGAGCACAGGUCUCAUUUUACUUUGGUUUUCUUAGAAUCCAGAGAAGUUUUUCUGGAAAAGUACUCUUAACAAGACAUUAAGCAUUGCUUUCAUGUCCAGUGCCUUUCAUACCAUGUCAUAAGCAUUUUAAAUGUAGCCUAUUAGAAAGUUUGUAAGAUAUUCUUUUUAUAUUGCUUCAAUUAAAAAUUUCAUUGUUCUAUUUUUAAAAAAAAACAUACUUUUGCAUUGUUUCUUUUAGUUAAUGCUGCACAAUUAUUUUGAGACAUUAUUCAAGAAUCUUAUCAGGGUAUCCUGACAUAGCUAAUAGAUUUAGAUUCCGUGACCUUAGCAGAGGGUUAUUAUUGAGGAUAACUAAAUGAGAUUACUUAAACUCCACACCUGAAAUGUCCAGAUAAUCGCUUUGGUACUUUAGUUUGCUUGAACUGUGACCCGUGGGCCUAGAGAUCAAGGAAGGUUUCUUUUCCCUUUGUUUUUAAAACAUAUUCUUAAUGCAAAAGUUUACUAGUUAAUUAAGUUCAUAUUUUUUUCCUUCAUCUCCCUGAAACUGUGAAGGGAGCAGGGAAUUUGGGCAGAGACUGGAGUUGAAAAUUUGGACAGUGAUUUUAAAGCAAUGUAAUGUGGGCCAGGAUGCGUGACACACACCUGAACCUUAUUGCAGUGCCUUUGCUGCCUCGUGCAGCAGUUGCCCUGAGUUAAGCUGCAAACACUGCUCCCGUUUGGUCUCCAAAGCUCAGCUGCUUGUGCAUACCUCUCUCAACCUUGGGCUGAUUGGGUUAAUCCCACCCUUCUCUAACGAGGUAGCUCUGCAAGCAGUCUCCCUUCCAUGUCUCCUUCUCAAGUCGAGUGCCUUAUUCCUAGGAGCAUCGGUUCUUUCUCUUCUUUUCACAGGGUCCCGACUUGUCCCGUGCAAGCCAGCUCUUGGCUUCUCCUCUUGAAAGGUGCCAAGACGCUGCUGCGCUGCCUCCAACUGCCUUCUCGUGCCUAGACUCGGUUGCUUUCUGGAUACCUGCAUAAGCAAGCCCUUGUCACCUCUGCCCACUCCUACCUGCAGUCUGCUUUUUCUUGUUGCUACACUUCUGUUCCUUUAUCCCCGCCCUCCCUCUGCACAAUGCAAAAAGGAUGGAAAAAGUACUGCGGCCAGAAGUCUCUGAAUGAGGCGUCCAUGGAUGAUUAUUUAGGCAGCUUAGGGCUGUUUCGAAAGCUGACUGCCAAGGAUGCCUCUUGUCUCUUUCGGGCUGUUUCGGAGCAGUUGUUUUGCAGCCAGGUCCAUCAUUUGGAAAUCAGGAAGGCUUGUGUCUCAUAUAUGAGGGAAAAUCAACAAACUUUUGAGUCUUCUGUGGAGGGAUCUUUUGAGAAAUACCUGGAACGGUUGGGAGAUCCCAAGGAAAGUGCUGGCCAGCUGGAAAUAAGAGCUCUUUCUCUAAUUUAUAAUCGGGAUUUCAUUCUUUAUCGUUAUCCUGGAAAACCUCCAACUUAUGUCACUGAUAAUGGCUACAAAGACAAGAUUCUACUCUGCUAUUCAAGUAGUGGUCAUUAUGAUUCCGUGUACUCAAAACAAUUUCAGUCAAGUGCAGCUGUUUGUCAGGCUGUAUUGUAUGAAAUUCUCUAUAAAGAUGUGUUUGUUGUGGAUGAAGAAGAGUUGAAAACUGCAGUUGAAUUGUUUCGAAGUGGCUCCAAGAACAGAAACAAUGCUUUGACUGGAAGUGAGGAUGCCCAUAUUGACUACAAGAAUUCAACUCAGGAUAGGGCUGAAGAGUGGGGCGCCUGCUGUCAUGUUGAAAAUAUACCAGAGGGGUACAAUCAAGGAACAGAAGAAGCAAAGUCUCCAGAAAAUCCAUCAAAGAUGCUCUUCCCCUAUAAGGUGCUCAAAGCCCUGGAUCCAGAAAUCUAUCGUAAUGUAGAAUUUGAUGUUUGGUUGGACAGCAGAAAAGAACUUCAAAAAUCUGAUUACAUGGAGUACGCUGGGAGACAGUACUAUUUGGGAGACAAGUGUCAGGUUCGUUUGGAAUCAGGUGGAAGAUAUUAUAAUGCUCAUAUUCAGGAAGUAGGAACUGAGAACAAUUCAGUAACAGUCUUCAUUGAAGAAUUGGCAGAAAAGCAUGUUAUUCCACUGGCUAACUUAAAACCAGUUACACAAGUGACACCUGUUCCCACCUGGAAUGCUAUGCCAAAUCGGAAGGGAAGAAGUUACCAGAAAAUGCCUGGGAGCUGUGUCCCAGAAAUGGGUAUGUCAGAGAUGGAUAUGAAGCAACGAAAGAAGAUGUUUAAGAAAGUUAGAGGGAAAGAGGUUUAUAUGACUAUGGCUUACAGCAGGGGAGACCCCCUCCUCCCACCUAGGCUUCAGCACAAUAUGCAUUAUGGACAUGGCUCUCCAGUGCACUACUCACAGGCAGCUGGCAAUGUUAUGUCUAAUGAGCAUUUUCAUCCUCAACAUUCGUCUCACAGACAAGGUCGGGGAAAUGGGGUACCCAGGGAUUCAGCUCGCUUUAUAAACAGGCACAACAUGGCAGGCCCUAAAGUUGGUUUCUACCCUGGCCCGGGUAAAAGGUGCUGCCAGAGCUAUGAUAACUUCUCCUAUAGAUCACGUUCUUUUAGACGAAGUCACCGCCAGAUGCAUUGUAUGAAUAAGGAAUGCCAGUAUGGCUUUGCCUCAGAGAAUGGGCAGAUGCCCAGGGGCUUGGAAGAAACCAUUACUUUUUAUGAAGUUGAAGAAGGGAAUGAGACUGCUUAUCCAACUUUACUGAAUCAUGGAGGUCCCUCUACAAUGGUUCCUGCUUCUUCGGGGUAUUGUGUUGCAAGGCAGGGACAUAGCUCAGGCAAAAAGACUUUGAAUUCAGAGGAGGGUGAGGGCCAGAGUGACAAUGGGGGAUAUCAUGAAGAAUAUAUUUAUCCUUCAGAGCCAGAAUAUGAAACUUCAGGUGUUUAUUGCACAGCUGAAUCUACAGCAAACGUGGACAGAAGACCAUGUAUUAUGUCUCCUCAAGACAAAAUUACCUCAUACAACUACCCGCAGAAGGUGAUGGUAAAUUCUUCAGCAAUUGCAGCUUCCUGUGCCAAUAAUGUUCCAGCUCCAGUCUUACCUAACAGUGCAGCAGCUAAACAAGCUAGUAGUACUACUUCAGUUUCCUCACAGAAUGCUAUGCAGCCUCUAUUUGUAUCUCCACCUACACAAUGCAGGCCAGUGAUUGCUUCACCAUCCUAUCCAUACCACUCUGCUCCUAUUCCUGCUGCUACUGCCUCUCUACCACCACCACCACCACCUCCUCCUCCUCCUCCUCCAUUUGAGGUAGGAGAGGCUUCAAACUUGCCACCACCACCUCCACCUUAUUCCUGUGAUCCUAGUGGAAGUGAUCUUCCUCAAGAUACAAAAGUUUUGCAGUACUAUUUCAAUCUGGGAUUGCAGUGCUAUCACCACAACUACUGGCGCUCCAUGGUCUAUGUGCCACAGAUGCAACAGCAGCAGCAGCUUCAUGUAGAGAAUUAUGCAGUGUAUACUGAACCACCUCCUCUGGUAGAUCACACCAUUCCUCAGUUGUACAGUGAGGUGGGGUCAGCAGAUGGCACACAGGCAGAAGCAUCAGCACAUGGUACUUUUCCAAAUGCUGAUGCUGCAUCUAUCCCUCAUGGAACAGUUUAUUAUCCAGUAAUAUCAGAUCCCUAUGGGCAGCCACCUUUGCCAGGUUUUGAUUCCUGUCUUCCUGUUGUGCCAGAUUAUUCCUAUGUUGCCCCUUGGCAUCCAGUUGGUUUAACAUAUGGUGGGUCUUCUCAUAUUCAUGGUGCUAUGAAUCCUGGGCCAGUUGGUUAUAUUGCCUCACCUCCCUCAUCUCAUUACAUACCUCAGAAUAUGUAAUACUCAACAGUAUGAAGUAUUCUUGCACUUCCAUUUUUCUUGCUGUUUUGGUUUUUAAAGUGUUUUAUGUUAGUAUUUAAGUGACUUAAGUAGUUCUAGUGGUUGCUGUUGUACCUGUCUUUAAGAUUAUUUUGUCAUUUGAUUUAAAUUAAUACUUUAAAAUAAAGGAAUAUUACUUUUGGUUGUGAAUAAGGAAAUUGGGAUGGAUGUACGACUAGUCCCAUACUGAGCAUACCUCAUUGCAUUCAGCUUUUUUUCUGUCAGCCAGCUUGUCAGCUUUGUAUCAGUGAUGGUACCAUUGAUAAAAGGAAUAAAUCAUAUAAAUUAUUUCCUUGACUCAGAAAUCAUAUCACAUACCAAACCAUGCAAAAUUGGAAUAACUCAUUUUUCUAGAAAAUUAUACAACAAAACCAAGAACCUUUGUUUCUUGAUGACUAACUUAAUAUUAAAUGAGAGAACUCUUCAGGUUUCUUAAGAUUUGUCAGAAUUGAGUUGUGUUCUAUAUUGAUCAGUUUUGAAGGCACAUGGUGCUCUGCUUUAGAUUUAUCCCAUAUGCUAUUGUUUAAUUUUGGAUUUAUGUAACUUUUACUGCACAGUAUUGAUUGGUGUCCUUUGCACAGUUAGCAGUAAAUAAAAGCAUUUGAAAUUGCUAAAAUGAGUGGGAUUUUCUUCUUUUUUGCUUUUCAUGGCAACAAGGAGUACCAGACAUUUGAUUGUUUCAAUAUGUUUUUUCCCCUGGCACUUUGAUUGGAAAAGAUUGUGAAUUUAUAAGCAUGAACUGGUGGGCCCCUGAAAUGUUAAUUAAUCUCAGGUUAUUGCAUUGUGCCCUGCCAUAUCUAGUUCUUUUCCCUUGAGUACCUUCCUUUUUUAGGUUGCAUAUCUGUUUUUUUUUUAAAUCUGUAAUCUCCUUUAGGAACUUUUAUCUAGACUUCCUUUCUCGUCCUUUAUUUCAAAUAGUUAUCAUAUUUCCUGCAACUUCUGUUUCUCAGACUUAAUUUGUAUCUCUUGAGGCCUCUCUUUUCUCUGACUUUCUGUGAGAACCAAUUCAUCCGCCUUUUUGCUUUCUCCCUUUCAUCUACCUGAAGACCAUGAGACUUGUAUUCAUCAGUUCUGCUCUGAGGGAUAAUUAAUAAUGUAUGCUUUGUUGUAUCUCACCUGAAAAACAGCUAUUUGAAAAGCGUUCUUGGCCUCUUGCCUCUUCUCUCUUUUCUUGCAAGAGUGCCCACAUAUCCUGUCACAUUUGUUGUUAAUAAAACUUUCUACCUCCUCAAA